AGUUUCCGACUUUUGCUCAAGCUUGUGCCGUCUAAGACCUGAGUUGCAUGCACUUUCAGCGGGACAGGGGCGUUUAUUGAAGUGCGCCGAAAACUUUGGGAGGCUUUUCUUGGGAACAUGUCUUCCCCGCGUAGUCUGAAGGACAGCUGUUCCUAUGAGGACGAAAGUCGACCAGAAUUUACUGAAAAAGAUGGCAAAGUUCAGGUAUCUUGUCUACCUUUCAGUGUUGAAGCUUUGAUGGCUGACAGGAAGACCCGCACUGAUAUAGUGUCUAAAUCUGAAGGGAAUGUUAUGAGCACUUCUAGGACUCGCCAUUCAAGUUCAAUUUCUAGAGAGUCUUAUAGUCCAGAUGGAUUUCCAAAAGCUUUUGAACCGACGUCUCCUGUUAAAUCAGAAACAUCAGAAGACUGUGCCACCUGGGUUACAAAUUCAAGAUUCACCCCGCCACCAAGACAAUUAAGCCCUAAACCUUGCCCUUUAAGGAAACACAAAACCAACAGAAAACCAAGAACUCCUUUUACCACAUCACAACUGCUGGCUUUGGAGAGGAAGUUCCGUCAGAAACAGUACCUGUCUAUUGCGGAACGGGCCGAAUUCUCCAGCUCUCUAAAUCUAACAGAGACCCAGGUUAAAAUCUGGUUCCAAAACAGGAGGGCCAAGGCGAAGAGACUUCAAGAAGCCGAACUGGAAAAACUCAAAAUGGCAACCAAGCCAAUGCUCCAUCCUGGCUUUACAUUCCCUUUCCACAUCAACUCUCAUCUUCAAGCAGCUUCUUUGUACGGACAGUCCUACCCUUUUCAUAGGCCUGUUCUCCCUGUAUCCUCAGUUGGACUGUACACAUCUCCGGCUGGAUAUAGCAUGUAUCAUUUAUCAUAAACAGACAAGGACUUGAACAUUCUUCAUUUGUAUGUGUUUUGUCUUUUCUCCUAAAGGUACUUUCAUUUUUUAAAUAACGGUGUUCUCAGCAUGCUAUAAACAUGUAAAUCAUAUAUGUAACCUGUCAUAGAACACACAUAAAAUGCAGAACUUUAUAACACAGUACUGUAUGUGGUAAAACGUGGUAGUUGCCAGUAAGGAAUUGGGGGAGAGUAAAAGGCAAGAAUUUACAGCAGAUCCCCUUUGUCAUAAACUAGACUCGUAAAGGCCGGUGUUCAUAUGAAACAAAAUCAAUCACAUUUUAAAACAUCUUUUUUUGCCAUGCAUUCUUGUUAUUAACGGUUUCAAAUAUUAGCCCAGCAACAAUAAUACUUUUCAUUUCAUCACUGAUCUGUUGUUGAAUAAACAGGUUUGUUUUAUAUAGCACUUGCUAGAUUUUGCACAUUAAUACAGGUCUCUUGUUGAUGCAAGCUGGCUAAAUAAAUCUUUUCUAGUACGUACAGUAGCUUAUGACUAAAUAAUCUAAAAGUGUACACAUAGUGUGUGUGUAUAUAUAUAUAUAUAUAUAUAUUUAUAUAUAUAUAUAUAUAUAUAUAUAUAUAUAUAUAUAUAUAUAUAUAUAUACAUACACAGACACACUGAACUGCAAUACUAAUUUAGUAUCAACUGUCUGCAACCCUUAGGAUUUUAUAUCAUACCUGUAUACGGUAAUAUUGUUUUAGUAAUAUGAAUGGACCUUUUAUGUUCGGUAAACCCAAAGAAUUAUAUAUUUCUAAGUGUGAAUGAAAUCAUUUGGUUAUUUUGUUAAAUUAACAGCACAAAAUGCCAAACAUGUUCUUGAUUGAAUCCCUGUGAUGAGUCUUAUAAAUGCCAAGAAGUUGUAAAAUGCCAGAUUUGUUUUUAUUAGUGGUAACAUUUAUAGUAUGUAGUUUAUACCAUACUAUUUAGCAAAAAGACAAAUAGUUUGGAGCAAUGUGUUUUGUUGUGUAUGCCGUUUGCUCUUUUGAAAGGGGCAUCAUUGUACAGUUUUAUAAAUAAUAUUGCAGAUUUUUUUUUCCUAUAUCUCUUAUUUGAUAUUAAAUUACUGUUUUAAACUAGAA
This is a messenger RNA of Acipenser ruthenus (sterlet), 1976 nucleotides long. Its product is annotated as homeobox protein MSX-2-like. Gene Ontology annotation, molecular function: RNA polymerase II transcription regulatory region sequence-specific DNA binding; DNA-binding transcription factor activity, RNA polymerase II-specific. Gene Ontology annotation, cellular component: nucleus. The coding region runs from base 118 to 876 and encodes 252 amino acids. The transcript has 2 exons. The record is from RefSeq and is a predicted model, not a curated record. Gene Ontology annotation, biological process: regulation of transcription by RNA polymerase II; embryonic morphogenesis. Lineage: Eukaryota; Metazoa; Chordata; Actinopteri; Acipenseriformes; Acipenseridae.